Paramuricea clavata is the source of this 350-nucleotide messenger RNA. The record is from the annotation of a GenBank genome assembly. NCBI's taxonomy places the organism in Eukaryota, Metazoa, Cnidaria, Anthozoa, Malacalcyonacea, Plexauridae.
CAGUACCUGUCACAAAUCCGACAAAAACUCGUGUAAAAGAUCCGAGAAGGGUGGUGUCAGGACGUAGCCUUGCUAGGAUCAGUAAGGAAGCAAAAGCAAGAAAGGAGGCACAACUGGAAGCUAUCAAAGAAGAGGAGCAAAGCAUUACGGACACAGAGGACAAAGGUGAUGGGUCAAUAGUCACCCUAGAGAGUGUCGGCUUGGUAGUAGGUAUCGCCGUAGGGCUAGGAUCCCUUUACUUUAUGUGGUGUAGUCGUCAGGAAAAGAACGAGAAGCUUGAGGAAAAUAAGAUUGUAGAGGAGCCGGAACCUGUUGUUAUCACACCAAAGGGACCUGACUUGUUUGACUAA